AUGGAGAAGCAGGAUUCCAUUAGACCCUCAUCACCUGUAGUUGCUCAUGAAGUGGUAACUCCAAUCCAAAUUGAUGUUGGUGAGGGUGAUUUAGGGUUAGCAUUAACCUUAUACAAAUCAGCAACACCUGAAUUUAGUAGGUCUAAAGGUUGGAAACAUAGUAAAGGGGCAUCGUCUUGUAGUAGAAUGCUUAAAUUGGAUUGGGAAGGUGCUGAAAAAACAAUGGCAAGUGGUGAAGUUGAUAAGGGUAAGGGUGUAGAAGGAUUUGUAGAUGAAUUUGUUGUAGUUGAUGCAGAAAAAGAGUUAAACAAAGAGAUUGAUGUGAAUGAAGAACUUGAUGUGAACAAAUCCAAUGGUGAGGGUGUAGAAGGAUUUGCAGAUGAGGGGUAUAGAGUUGUCAUGGAUAAUGAUCCUCAAGGAGUCAAUGAAUUUUCAACUAACAUCAACAUAGAUGAUGAGUUAAUGACAAACUUUCAACCUUUUGAAGGGUUUGAAGACCAAGAUAGCAUCCCAUUUAAUGGGUUUGAAGGCCAAGAUAAUAUUCCUUUCAAUGAUGAGUGGAGACAAGAGGAGCCUGAUGACAUUGAGUUUGAGAAUCAAAACAGUGAAGAUGAAGAUAGUGACUUUAUGAUUGAUGAGGACAACAUAAUUGAAGAUGUUGACGUUGACAUGGAGGAUUUCAAUCUAAAUAUUGAUACAGAAGCAGAGUUCAAUGGAUGUCAAAGAAUGGGUGGUCAAAGAAAUGAAGAUAGUGAUGAAGAAGAUGAUUUGGAGGUAAUUGACAAUGACGAGUGGGAUUCACUAAGUGAUGACUCAGGGGACAACAGGAAAAGAAGAGAAAUGAUCAAAGAGCUGGGGAAACAAACCUUAUGUUCUGCUGGUGAGGUGCACAAGGUAGCUUUUCAUAUUGGGCAGAAAUAUAAAGCCAAGAAAGAAUUGAAAGAUAAAAUUGACCUGCAUGCUUUAGAGACAAGGAGGAAUAUCUCAUUCACAAAAAACGACAAGAGUAGAUUAACAGCUGUUUGUGAUGGAACUGUAGUUUUAAAUGCAAGUGGGGUAGGUGGACCUACCUCUGGGAAAAAGGUGGAGCCUAUCAAAGGUAGAGCCAUGUGGCCUAAGAGUGACUGCCCAACAACUCUUGUGCCUCCACCACACAACAAAGCUAUAGGCAGGCCAAAAAAGAAAAGAAGGAUUACAGCAGAGGAAAGGAUUGAAAUCCAGCAACGUAAGAGGCAAGCAAACAGUCAAAGUCAAAAUGAUAAUGAAACUCAAUCACUGAGCAGGAAGUUUUUGACUGUGACAUGUAGUAAGUGUAAGCAAAAGGGUCACAAUGCCAGGACCUGCAAGGCCAAAGAUGGGAAUUGA
Molecule: messenger RNA, 1365 nt
Organism: Lactuca saligna
Lineage: Eukaryota; Viridiplantae; Streptophyta; Magnoliopsida; Asterales; Asteraceae
Source: the annotation of a GenBank genome assembly